AUGAACGGAUUUGCUGCAAUCCUGGUGUUGCUGGGAGUCUUUUGGACUCAGACUUCUGCGUUGGAGACCUUUGUCCUGCCAGAACCUCAAAAUGACUAUGUCACUGGAACUAUGACUAUUGACAACGAUAACCACAUUGUUGAUGUCCAUGUCCGUUCUGGCGUGUACUCCUCUGAUACCAUUUUUGAUUACAUGCAUGGAUAUAUUGCAACGAGAUUAUUUUCACGAAAUGCCUGCUUUAUCAUGAAAAUACAUAAGGAAUCCAUCCCAGAGCUGCAUGAAAUUGGACGGCUGGCUUUUGAGAGACAGACUAUGAACACGGUAUACUCUCCAAAUAAUGUGUGGGUACAGUUUCAGUCUGGCCAUUCCACGCUUGGGACUGUCAAAGACUGGCUUGUCUAUGGUAAAGCCAUUGAACAACUCUGCAGAGGUCUGCCUCUCUACCACCUUGCAAAGACUGAACCACUACCGAAUGUUCAUGGCUGUUCCAGUGCUGGAAUUCCAAGCAUUUUGGGCCUUAAAAUCUGUGAAAAAAUCAAUUAG
Charadrius vociferus (killdeer) is the source of this 543-nucleotide messenger RNA. It is a transcript of the gene GKN2, whose product is annotated as gastrokine 2. Lineage: Eukaryota; Metazoa; Chordata; Aves; Charadriiformes; Charadriidae. The coding region runs from base 1 to 543 and encodes 180 amino acids. The record is from RefSeq and is a predicted model, not a curated record. The transcript has 6 exons. Gene Ontology annotation, biological process: regulation of cell population proliferation.